This is a messenger RNA of Lachancea mirantina, 780 nucleotides long. The record is from the annotation of a GenBank genome assembly. NCBI's taxonomy places the organism in Eukaryota, Fungi, Ascomycota, Saccharomycetes, Saccharomycetales, Saccharomycetaceae.
AUGUCUUCCUGUUUCUGCGAUAAAGCAAUUGAACGCACUGCCGACGAUGUGGCUACGAACGCGCAGGACAAACUUGUCCAAUCCAGCGAUCCGAAGCACCCAGCAAACCUGAUUUGCACACUUUGCAAAUUAUUUUACUACAACAACUGGGUAACCGGCACAGGCGGUGGAAUAUCGAUCAAGGACUCCAAAUCCAAGUACAUUUACAUUGCUCCUUCGGGUGUGCAAAAGGAACAGCUUCAGCCUGAGGACAUGUUCGUGAUGGACCCAGAAACCGACGCUUACGUGCGCACUCCACAGAAAUACAAGCCCAGCGCUUGCACACCGCUUUUCAUGGCGUGCUACAAGAGACGUGCGGCUGGCGCCGUCAUCCACACACACUCGCAGCACGCGGUGAUGUGCUCUUUGAUUUUCGGAAACGAGUUUAAGAUCGCGAACAUCGAGCAGAUCAAAGCGAUUCCAAGCGGCGAAAAAGACCCCGUUACGGGCAAAGAUAUCAAUCUGUCCUUUUUCGAUACACUCGCGAUACCUAUCAUUGAUAACACGGCACAUGAGGAGGACCUUGUGGGCGGACUUCAGAUGGCCCUGCACCAGUAUCCGGCGGCCACCGCAGUCAUCGUCAGAAGGCACGGUAUCUACGUCUGGGGCCCCUCUGUCGAAAAGGCCAAAGUUUUCAACGAGGCGAUCGACUAUCUCAUGGAACUCGCCGUCAAGAUGUACCAGCUGGGCAUUCCGCCCGACUGCGGCAUCGGAGACGAGAAAAAGCAUCUGACGUUGUAA